Molecule: messenger RNA, 929 nt
Organism: Erythranthe guttata (spotted monkey flower)
Lineage: Eukaryota; Viridiplantae; Streptophyta; Magnoliopsida; Lamiales; Phrymaceae
Source: RefSeq, a predicted model, not a curated record
GAUUGGUUUUGAUGAUGUGUUGUAGUGCAGCUAAAGGCAUUUAGAGACGAGCGUAGCGGGAAGUUUCUUCCCCUAAAUGGGCUGUUUUCAGUCUACUUCAAGAAAACAAUUUCCUGGUUAUGAAGAUCCCGUUCAACUUUCAUCUCAAACAGCUUUCAGUGUAAGUGAGGUUGAAGCAUUAUUUGAACUGUUCAAGAGCAUCAGCAGUUCUGUCAUUGAUGAUGGGCUAAUCAAUAAGGAAGAACUUCAAUUGGCUCUAUUUAAGAACAGGAAAAAAGAGAAUCUUUUUGCAAACCGAAUCUUUGAUCUCUUUGAUGUGAAACAAAAAGGAGUGAUUGAUUUUGGUGAUUUCGUUAGAUCACUCAACGUUUUCCAUCCAAAUGCACCACAAGAAGAUAAAAUUAACUUUUCGUUCAAGCUAUAUGAUAUGGACGGAACUGGAUAUAUCGAGCGUCUAGAGGUGAAGCAAAUGUUGAUUGCACUUCUGUGUGAAUCUGAGAUGAAGCUGGCUAAUGAGACGAUCGAGAUGAUUCUGGAUAAGACAUUUAUGGAAGCCGACGUUGACCAGGAUGGAAAAAUUGACAAGUCUGAAUGGCACAAUUUUGUUGCCCGAAAUCCUUCGUUGUUGAAGAUAAUGACACUUCCAUAUUUGAGGGAUAUAACAACGACAUUUCCAAGCUUCGUUUUCAACUCGGAGGUUGAUGAAAUUGCGACAUAAACUGAUGAGAUUUACCUGUCUGUGUACUGUAGUUUAGAAAAAUACCGAAUUUUUUUACCGACCACGUUGAAAGAGAAUUAUUAUAAUUUGUAUUUUUGGAUGGUACUGCAUAUUAUCGAUUAAUUAUGGUGAGGAUGCGGCGGCGUGGAUUUUAUCACAUCCCCCCUCCAUUUGUAUUGGUAUGUCUAAUAAAUUGUAUUUCCGGUUUUCA